Neltuma alba is the source of this 685-nucleotide messenger RNA. RefSeq names its product 40S ribosomal protein S26-2. NCBI's taxonomy places the organism in Eukaryota, Viridiplantae, Streptophyta, Magnoliopsida, Fabales, Fabaceae. Gene Ontology annotation, molecular function: mRNA binding; structural constituent of ribosome. The record is from RefSeq and is a predicted model, not a curated record. The coding region runs from base 90 to 479 and encodes 129 amino acids. The transcript is spliced from 5 exons. Gene Ontology annotation, cellular component: cytosolic small ribosomal subunit; ribosome. Gene Ontology annotation, biological process: translation.
GCCAAACUUAAACCCUAAGGUUAUCGCUCUCGCCUUCUGCACACCAGUAGUCGGAGGCGCGCGGCUUCGAGCUUCAGAUCCCAUCAGCCAUGACUUUUAAGAGAAGAAACGGUGGUCGCAACAAGCAUGGCCGUGGACACGUUAAAUUCAUUCGCUGCUCCAACUGUGGCAAAUGUUGCCCCAAGGACAAGUCGAUCAAAAGGUUUCUUGUGAGGAACAUUGUUGAGCAAGCUGCAGUUAGGGAUGUUCAAGAAGCCUGUGUAUAUGAGCAAUACACCCUUCCCAAGCUGUAUGUGAAGAUGCAAUAUUGUGUGUCCUGCGCAAUUCACUCCCAUGUCGUGAGGGUUCGAUCUCGCACAGACAGGAGGAACCGUGAACCCCCACAACGCUUUAUCAGGCGCAGGGAUGACACACCAAGGCCUGGUCAGCCUGGGCAAGCACCUCGUCCUGCUGGAGUAGGAGCUCCUGCCCGUGCCUAAGAGCUAUUCUUGAAUUUCAUUUGGCUCUCCUAUAUAAUGUGAUAAACUUUUCUGCUGGCUUUUGCCUUCUGGAUCUCUAGGGAUUCCUCCCGACUCCCCCGUUGUCUUGUUUAGUUUAUUGGAGGAUUUAUAACUUUUCCAAUUACUAUAAAUUUUGAAUGGAAAUGACCUUGAGGAAUGACAAAUUUUGAUGUUCUGAAGCGUUA